UGCGAUCUCCUUGGCUUUGGCCUGAAAUUUUUUGGCGAAUAAGCACAAGUGGAAAAGAAUUUAAAAACAACCUCAAAAUUAUUACUGAAUUUACGCAGGGGGUUAAUUUUUAAAAUUUCCUAUAUCUAAUCAACUCAAAGGUGAUUUCAAAUCGUAAAAUGGAACGAAAGAUAGAAAGAUUAAGUGAUACCAAAAAAAUGGAAACUGAGAAAAGGACUAAUUGCUUUUUGGAUAUCUUGCUGGACUUGCAAGAGCAAAAUGAUUUUACUGACGAGGAUAUACGAGAGGAAGUAGAAACUUUUAUGUUUGAAGAUAGUGAUAUUGGGCGGGAUGUGACUCUAGACGAUAUGACAAAAAUGCGUUAUGCGGAGUCAUGUAUUCGUGAAACUAUGCGUCUUCUUCCCACUGUUCCAGUACGUUCCUACGAUUUCAUUAGAAUUUGUCAUUUAGAUAAUUGGUCGUGUGAUUACAGAACCCACAGAAAUAGGCAAGUAAAUUAUAAAGACAAACAUAACUAUGAGUUUAUAUAGGUGGAUUCAUAAUUCCGAAGGGGGUGACAGUUAUGGUGCCUCCCUUUGCAAUUCAUCGUGAUCCAAGAGUAUGUGACUAUUUUCUUUAACAAUGCUGAAUUAUUCUUGGUAACUAUUAAGUACUUCCAUAACCCCGAUGAAUUUGAUC
This is a messenger RNA of Meloidogyne enterolobii, 678 nucleotides long. Lineage: Eukaryota; Metazoa; Nematoda; Chromadorea; Rhabditida; Meloidogynidae. The record is from the annotation of a GenBank genome assembly.